GAUGUUUUAUCUGUAAGAAGUAGACUUCUUGUGCAAGUGAAGCUGGCUGGAGAACUUAGGGAAGGGCCGAAACUUGAGAAAAACAACCACCCCCAAGCUCAGUACCAGGGAGCUGGGCGGCCUGAGGCAGGUCCCAGCAGCACCCUCCUCCUGCUGGGGGGCUCGGCAGAGGACCACGGACCUGGGCUCUGGGAUCCCCCACCUCUGGAGCCCCUGGGUGGGGGCACGCCUGCCAGUGCAUCUGUUAGUGGGCACCUGCUGUAUACUCAGUGAGGCCCGAGUGUGAACUGGGGGGAGACAGACAGCCGCGGCUCAUCCUCCGUGCACUAGUCAGGCCCGGUGCAGUGUGGCGGCAGGGCCCUGGGGACUGCCAUGUGGGCCAGCUGGUGGCUCUGGCCCCUGGUGGCCAUCUGCACUGCAGACAGGUUCCAGGAAGAGGCGAAGAAAAUCAUGCAGGCCAACCCUCUCAUUGACGGGCACAACGACCUGCCCUGGGUGAUGCUCAAAAGGUUCCACAAUCAGCUUGGGAAUGAGGAGGCUGACCUGAGCCACCUGGCCGACACCCACACCAACAUCCCCAAGCUGAAGGCGGGCCUUGUGGGGGGCCAGUUCUGGUCCGCGUACGUGCCCUGCGACACCCAGAACAAGGACGCCGUGAGGCGAACGCUGGAGCAGAUGGAUGUCAUCCACCGCAUGUGCCAGAAGUACCCUGAGACUUUUGUGUGCGUCACCAACAGCAAAGGCAUCCGACAGGCCUUCCAGGACGGGAAGGUGGCCAGUCUGAUUGGCGUGGAAGGCGGCCACUCCAUCGACAGCAGCCUGGGCGUCCUGCGGGCGUUGUACCACCUGGGGAUGCGGUACCUGACCCUCACACACAGCUGCAACACGCCCUGGGCCGACAACUGGCUGGUGGACAAGGGGGAUGACAAGGCCCAGAGCCAAGGCCUGUCGCCCUUUGGGGAGAGCGUGGUGCGGGAGCUGAACCGGCUGGGCGUGCUCAUCGACCUGGCGCACACGUCCGUAGCCACCAUGAAGGCUGCUCUGAACCUGUCUGUGGCCCCGGUCAUCUUCAGCCACUCCUCCGCCUUCCAGCUGUGCCAGCACCGGCGGAACGUGCCGGACGAUGUGCUGCAGCUGGUGAGGAAGAACGGCGGCCUGGUGAUGGUGAACUUCUACAAUGACUACGUCGCCUGCCAACAGCAGGCCAACCUGUCCCAAGUAGCAGACCACCUGGACCACAUCAAGAAGGUGGCAGGGGCCGGAGCGGUGGGCUUUGGUGGGGACUUCGACGGUGUCUCGAGGCUCCCCACGGGGCUGGAGGACGUGUCCAAGUACCCAGACCUGAUCGCUGAGCUGCUCAGGAGGCAAUGGACAGAGGCGGAGGUCAGGGGUGCCCUGGCCGACAACCUGCUGAGGGUGUUUGAGGCGGUGGAGCAGGCGAGCAACCACAGCAGCCCCCCCUCGGAGGAGCUCAUCCCGAGGGAGGAGCUCGAGGACUCCUGCAGGACCUACUAUGGCUACUCGGAGGCCCCCAGUCUCCACCGCCAGCCGGGGGCCCUGCUGGCCUCCCUUGCCACUGCCCUCCUCAGCCUGAGACUUCUGUGACACCCCGGGGCCCGCAUGCCCUGGGCUCUGGGAGCACCCCAGGCUCCAGGAACACAGCUCCCCGCACAUGACUGGCCUGUCCUGAGCAGGCACCUGGGCACACCUGGGCAGCACGCUGCGGGGGCGGGCACUCGGGACAAAGGCCCACAGAGGACCCUCAAUAAAGGCACCCACCUUGUUGA
Molecule: messenger RNA, 1787 nt
Organism: Phyllostomus hastatus (greater spear-nosed bat)
Lineage: Eukaryota; Metazoa; Chordata; Mammalia; Chiroptera; Phyllostomidae
Gene: DPEP1
Product: dipeptidase 1
Exons: 11
Coding region: 373-1605 (410 amino acids)
Biological process (GO): proteolysis
Molecular function (GO): metallodipeptidase activity
Source: RefSeq, a predicted model, not a curated record